CAACAACUCUCUGAAAAAGAAACCAAGCUUUUGGUCAUCGAACGUGAAUCACGUGAAACCAUGACAAAAUUCGAAUCUAUGACCAAUCAAAUCCAAUCGCUAACUGAUGAUAAGAAUCGAUUUAGUCAACAAUUAGAGGAGAAAUCAAGCGAGCUCGAAGCUUUGAAAAACGAAUUUACUGAAGUUAAUGAACAACUAAAAUUAAAAAUAGCUGUAGUAGAUGAAUUGCAUCGGGAGCACGACAAUUUCUCCUCGGAAUUGCAAACUUCUCAAUCAGAAAAUUCAAAAUUGACAAAACGGAUUAAAGAUAUUACAACCAAAAAUGAUGGUUUAUCAUCUGAUAAUCGAAACUUGAUUUCUCAAUUGACUGAAUUACAAUCAAAAGUUGUAGAGAUAAAUAAUGAUAAAUUAAAUUUAACUGAAGAUGUGGAAAAAGAAAAAUUAAAAGCUACAAAACUGGAACAAGAAGUUGUUAAAAUUCAAAACGAGUUGGCUUCAUUAAAAGAGAAUAUGGGGUAUAACAACGGAGCUUCUUUAGUGGGUAACAAUACUACGCGUGAUGUUGGUCGACGAUUUAAUUCGGUUUACAAUUCUGUUCAAAAUCAGCGGAAUGAUUCAACUCGUCGUACUAGUCUAUCACCACCAAAUAGCGCAAACCGUCGAUAUUCAUUUUCUCAAUUUAGUGGCGAUUUUGAGAUCGGAAGAUGUUCAGGAUGCAUUGGUGAAGUUAUCACAGUGUAA
Messenger RNA from Racocetra persica, 741 nucleotides. The record is from the annotation of a GenBank genome assembly. Lineage: Eukaryota; Fungi; Glomeromycota; Glomeromycetes; Diversisporales; Gigasporaceae.